Messenger RNA from Dovyalis caffra, 423 nucleotides. NCBI's taxonomy places the organism in Eukaryota, Viridiplantae, Streptophyta, Magnoliopsida, Malpighiales, Salicaceae. The record is from the annotation of a GenBank genome assembly.
AUGAAUAAAUACAAACAAUAUGAGCGUGUGUUUAGCCAGUUCGAUGAGAACGGAGAUGGGAAGAUAUCACCGUUGGAGUUGCAGCAAUGUGUUAAGGCAAUGGGUGGGGAGCUUUCGAUCGCAGAGGCAGAGGCAGCAGUAGAGUUUUCGGAUUUGGAUGGAGAUGGCUUAUUGGGGCUCGAGGAUUUCGUUGAGUUUUUCGAAGGAGGUGAAGAGGAAGAGAGGGAGAAAGAUUUGAAAGAGGCUUUCAAAAUGUAUGAAAUGGAAGAAAGUGGUUGUAUAACACCGAAGAGUUUGAAGAGGAUGCUUAGCCGAUUGGGUGAGUCUAAGACCAUCGAUGAAUGUAGAAUUAUGAUCUCUCAGUUUGAUCUCGACGGUGAUGGAGUCCUCGAUUUUGAGGAGUUUAAGGUUAUGAUGCUGUGA